Molecule: messenger RNA, 1347 nt
Organism: Helianthus annuus (common sunflower)
Lineage: Eukaryota; Viridiplantae; Streptophyta; Magnoliopsida; Asterales; Asteraceae
Product: calphotin-like
Exons: 1
Coding region: 1-1347 (448 amino acids)
Source: RefSeq, a predicted model, not a curated record
AUGGAUUCAUCCAGCACAGGAGAGUCGGACACCACUGACCCGAUGCCCAUAGUGUCAGACGGUAGAGUGUCAUCCGAGCGAGAGGUAUACACUUCGGAUACCACCAGUACAGACGACGACGACUUCCAGCCGUUUGCACUGCCCGAUGCCGUUGUCGAGCCCGCUGAUGGCCCCGUUGCUGAGGAUUUGCCAUUUGUGGUGAUCCCUGCUCCCAUACCCCUUGCCAUGUAUCCUGUUAUCGAUAUGCCUCUGGACGUAGUCGCUGACGACGACGUCGAUUUGUUUGACGACGAGCCACUGGAGGAUGACGUUGAGGGCGAGGCCCUUAUAGCUGCCGAUGAUCACUUGCUUCCUGCAGAUGCUCCCGCUGAGGAAUCACCUGUUCACUCACCUGUCCCAGACUCCUUUGAGUCUGUGGCAUCUGCCCCAUCGCACGAGCAGGGCGCGCAGCACUACUCGCAUGAUACAGACCCCGAUAGGGCAUCAUCUGCUGCACCUGCCCCUGCCCCGAGUUUCGCGAUCGAUCAUGAUAUUAAUGAUGAUUCCGACCCUGUCUUCCCUCCUGGUUUCGAUCCAGACCAGGAGAUUGAGUUCAUACACCUUGAUCAACCCAUGGAGGACCCAGCUGAUCCCGUUGACCCUGCGUUUGCUGAUCCCGCGGAUUUCGAGAUGGAGUUUGACGAUCUGGAGCCUGCUGUGGCCCCCGAGCCAGUAGUUGCUCCAGACCCUGCACUCGAGCAUGAUCCUAUCCAUGCUGAUGUACCCGCUGUUGAUCCAUUGAUUGCUGAUGUACCUAUCGAUGAUCAUCCUAUUGUUGCUCCACUUCUGGAGGAUGACCAUGUUGUUGCUGAUGCUCAUAUUGAUGCACCACCAUUGUUAGAGGGUCCUGUUGCUGCUCCACUGGUAGUGGAUGAGCAUGUUGCUGAUUUCCCCGUUGAUCCUGUUGUUGUUGCUCCUUUUCCUGACCCUGUACCUUUAGAGCCUGAUCAUGCACUCUUUGUGACUCAUGUUGACCCUCAGUAUGCACACACCCGGAAUGGGUGGAUAGAGGAUGAUGAUGAUUUUCCACCUUUUGUGGUACCAGUUACACCUGUUUCAGCACCAGCUUCAGCUCCUUUUGAUGCACCCUUGUUCCCCACACACACUGCUGAUGCUCACCGCACAGACCUGCCUAUUACAUUUCUCCAAGACAUACCUCCACCACGUCCUGGGGAGGGGUCGUCUCAUCAGCCUUUUGGCCAUGCACCAUUCAUAUCUGGAGGAGAUCAGUUCAUACCUCCAAUGUCUCAACAUAUUGUUGUUCCCCCUUGUUGCACCGUUUACUGUGCCACCUUUUGCUCCAUCUAG